UUUUGAAGUAUUGUUGUUGAUAAGCAUAUUGAAUUAGUUGAAUUUGAUGUAAAUUAUAUAUUAUUAGAAUGUUGAUGUUGGUAUUAGAAAUAUCAUUUAGGAACUUAUUAAUUGAAUUUUAUGUGCAUUAUAUAUGUAUGAACUUAGUUACAUUAUGGACUUUAUUAAUUUGUAGACCAAAAAGAUUAUAAUCAAAUGAAUAUAAUGUACUUGUAUGGGCAUGAAGUUGAUGAUUCUGUUGAUUUUGUUUGUAUUCAUGUAGAAAUGGCAUAAUUUCGCGUCACUAUAGCAUGUUUUUUGAAUGGUUGUAUUCGAGAAAGUAGUGGCAAAGUUCAUUAUGUUGGGGGAAAACAUAGAUUGUUUGCAUGCAACUCGAACAUGGAUCUAAAUCAGUUUAGACGUUUUAUAUGUACUAAGAUUGGAUUGAACCCCACUAGAAGUACCUUAAAUAUAAGCUUUAAAUAUGACAUGAGUGGAGAAUUGCUAGCCUUUCCUAUUGAGGAUGAUGAGGCUAUAGAUGCUAUGUGGGAGCAUUUAAAGUCCACCCAAAUUCCCUCUUUAGAGUUAUACGUAGAAGAAGUACCCUUAGGGAAUGUAGUUGCUACUAAUCCUACUCCUACCCCUAUGCCUAGAUCAGUUGGACCUGCUGCGACCCAACUAGGUACAUAUUUUAAUACUUAUUAACAUUACUGCAAUUUAAUUAACACAUCAUUUACGUUUUCAUAACAUAUAUUAUAGUUUUAGUGGGACCCGUACCCUGCCGAAGCCUACGCAGCUGUUCUCGAGCACUCGGGGAUUCAGUAAGGUGCGUGGAGGGCUUCUGUGCCACUCAUAUGCUUCGACAUUGUCAAAGUACAUCUACCAGAGCGCGUACUGCGCCAAUAUGGGUUGGUACAGGGCAUUCCACCGCCUUGCGACAUUGAACCCGAGUUGCACCUGAUUUCGCGCAAGAAUCAGGGUACGACGAACUGGAUGGAGAUCAACUGGCGCCAUAUCACUCGUUGGGAUCGUAGACUUGAGCUGCUGGCCCAAGGUGCGCCGAUCGAUGUUCAUGGCACGCCUACUAAUUCGGACUACAUGCUGUGGUUCAUCUCCAUCACUCGCCGAUGGAUGACACACCACGUGGCAUCAUCACAACAUCACAUUAUGCAUCUGCUGCGCCUACAAUGACCCAAUUUGCACAAGGUGCGGCAGCAGUGAUGCGGUACAGCCACGAGGAGCCAGUGAGGGAGAUUGCGCAAGGCAUGCUCGUCGGCACGCAGUUCCAACACUUCAUAUCGGAAGUCACUAUGGAGUCCACACCGGCUAUCGCCGAUGUACAUGUCUCAUCUCAUGCUUAUGAUUAUCAUAUGGAAGAGAUUGACCUUUCAUACCCCGUUGACGUUGCGGGGACCUUGCAGGCCAGGCCAUUGCAGCCAUCACAAUACGAGUCCGCUAAUCUGCCAGAACGACACUCGAACGCCUCUUAUUACCGUAGGAGGCGUAGGAGACUAACACAAUUGAAUAAGGUAGAUAAGAGUCAUGAGCAUUUGCGUUUCGUUUUAGUAGUAUUGGCGAUGAAUUAUCUCACCUGA
Molecule: messenger RNA, 1574 nt
Organism: Amaranthus tricolor (Joseph's coat)
Lineage: Eukaryota; Viridiplantae; Streptophyta; Magnoliopsida; Caryophyllales; Amaranthaceae
Exons: 3
Coding region: 1107-1574 (155 amino acids)
Source: RefSeq, a predicted model, not a curated record